UGUCACUUGUCAAUCAAAUGUCACUUUCCUCUAUUUUCUUUCGAUUAAAAACGCAAAAUUUAAUAUUAUAAACACGGCUCUAUCAACGCAAUUAAUUACAAAUAUCCGUCGUGUUUUGUCCCUUCAUCUUCGUCUGAAUCUAUUUAACAUAAUGGACAAAGAAAAACUUCAAGAACGAUUAAAUGUUGAACCAACUGUCGAUGCAAUACAAAAAUUCUUUGCUGAAAAAUUAAAAUUCUCCAGCACCUCCGAUGAACAGGAAAAAGUCAUCGACGAUCUAACAUUCGAUGGUCUAACGAAACACUGGAAGGAGAAGGGUUUCAAGAAUAUCAUCACAAUGGUUGGAGCUGGCAUCUCAACUUCUGCUGGAAUUCCUGAUUUCCGUUCACCUGGUUCUGGUCUUUAUGACAAUUUGCAAAAGUACAACCUUCCUCAUCCAACUGCAAUCUUCGAUAUGGACUAUUUCCUUGAUAAUCCACAGCCUUUUUUUGCUCUAGCAAAAGAACUCUAUCCGGGAACAUUUAACCCGACUCCAUCGCAUUACUUUGUCCGUCUGUUGCAUGACAAGGGUCUCCUUCUCCGACAUUACACCCAAAAUAUAGACACUCUAGAAAGAAUUGCCGGAAUACCAGAAUCCAAACUGGUAGAGGCACAUGGAACAUUCUAUACCAGUCAUUGUUUGGGUUGUCGCAAGGAACACUCAAUGGAAUGGAUGAAGGAAGAGAUCUUCGCCGACAGAGUUCCAACUUGUGCCAAAUGCAAUGGAGUUGUGAAGCCUGAUAUUGUCUUUUUCGGUGAGAACUUGCCUGAGAGGUUUUACACAGCUCCUGAUAAAGAUUUCAAAAAAUGCGAUUUGCUUAUAAUUAUGGGCACUUCAUUGGAAGUUCAACCAUUUGCUGGACUGAUCGAUAGACCAGGUCCGGAUUGUCUGCGAUUGCUGAUUAAUCGAGACAAAGUUGGACGUGGGGGAGGAAGAUCUUGGUAUUCGUUUAGUCCUGGAUUGAUGUAUGGAAGAGAUGAGAAUACAAGAGAUGUGGCUUAUAUUGGAGAUUGUGAUGAUGGUUGCUAUGCUGUGGCUGAUGCUUUGGGAUGGGGUGAUGAGUUGAGGGAAUUGGUGAAAUCGGAACACAAACGAUUGGCAGCUGAGAAUGCUGCAGAAGGAAGUUCUGAUGAAGGAGCUAGUGCAAUAGAAUCUAAGAAGGAAUCGAGUUCGAAAAAAGUUGAGGAUGUCAAGGAGACUCCAUCGAAGGAUAAAGAAAGUAGUAAAACCAAGUAGAUGAUAUCUUAUUUGAAUUUAUAAUUCGGGUGAGAUAGACAACAACAAUAUUAGGUUUACGUAGAAUGGCUUUUAUCGAUGUGAUUAUUUUAUUAUCUUUAAGAUAUUCAAUAAAAUAUAUAUUAUGAACUUAUAUCACUAAGACGGAAUGAAUAGUAAUA
Molecule: messenger RNA, 1437 nt
Organism: Episyrphus balteatus (marmalade hoverfly)
Lineage: Eukaryota; Metazoa; Arthropoda; Insecta; Diptera; Syrphidae
Gene: Sirt2
Product: NAD-dependent protein deacetylase Sirt2
Exons: 3
Coding region: 152-1276 (374 amino acids)
Molecular function (GO): NAD+ binding; histone deacetylase activity, NAD-dependent
Source: RefSeq, a predicted model, not a curated record